AGGAGGUCCAGGAUUCAGCUAGAAGCACAGAAAAAAAGAAGGUGAGGUUGCCUACUCUUCAAGAAGGACAACAAAGACUUCUGCUGGUCCCAAGAAACAGGGUCAAGGAUGCUCAACUUCUGGACCCUGCUGCUGGCCCUGACAUUCCUGGUAGAGACGGGACAGUCCCAGAGCUACAAAUCAAUACCUACAGUACUGAACCUGGCCAAAGGACGACGAGCUUAUCAGUCCUCCGUAUAUCCACAUACGAUCGUUGGAUCAGCAGACAAAGCUGUGGACGGCUUCUAUGCUGGGAACUUCCACCAGGGCUCCUGCACCCACACCAACGCUGAGAAGAACCCCUGGUGGCUGGUGGAUCUGGACUCAGAGUACGCCAUCGCAGCUGUCUUGGAAAACCGUGGCGACUGCUGUGGCGACAGGCUGCUGGGAGCCGAGGUCCGUGUGGGGAACACCAUUGUGGACCAUGGCAAAUCCAACGCUCUAUGUGGGAUCGUCACAGAUGUCACACUGGGCUCCGUCAGUAGCUUCAACUGCAACUGGCUCAGGGGCCGCUAUGUGAGCAUCCACCUUCCCCGCCACGGGCCUAUGACGCUGUGCGAAGUGGAUGUCUAUGGAGCUGUAGCAGAAGAGAUGCGUUAGGGACCACCAGCAGUCUCUGUGUUGGUGUGUUCAGGCAGUGUGGCUGUCAAAGACCAAGGAUGCGUCAAUCAAUGCCAUAGUCCUCCCUGCAGCAAGCCCCCUUUCCUCUACUUCUCCAGCAGCUUCUCAUGGCCCUGAGAACCAACACGGCCUGUGCUUUUGCUCCUGCCACAAAGCGUAGACCAGGCAUAGGCAAACCCAGCCCUCCAGAUGUUUUGGGACUACAACUCCCACCAUCCCUGACCACUGG
This is a messenger RNA of Podarcis muralis (Common wall lizard), 889 nucleotides long. The record is from RefSeq and is a predicted model, not a curated record. NCBI's taxonomy places the organism in Eukaryota, Metazoa, Chordata, Lepidosauria, Squamata, Lacertidae.